AUGUCCUCCAUUCCCCUCUCAACACCUCUAAUACCCACAAAGUCCUUGUCCAAAGAGAUAGACGGAAUCCACACUGAGCUCAACAUCCAAUCCUAUUCCGACCGAGUGCUGGUGCUCAUCACCCAGCUUAACAAAGUCGGUUGCUUCAUUCAAGCUUCGCUUCCACCUACUGCACCGCUGUUGCCUCCUCUCCCCGGUAGGCUACCUGAGCCAGCCGUAGGCACAGUCCUUACGCCCCUCUUCGGCGCCGCCCCCUCCGAGCACUUACACGACCUCUACUCCCUCUACGCUAGUCAAGUCGCCGUGCUUCUCUGGACGUCGGAAGGUGGAGGAGGGCGCAAGCCGGUCGUUGUGGGCGUUGCGUUGCAGAGGCAGAAGGAGGGGGAAGAAGGUAGUGGGUUGACAGACAGGGAGAGGAAGACGUUCGAGGGCGUUAUGCGUAUGGUGCAGGAAUGCUUUCCCUCAUAG
Molecule: messenger RNA, 468 nt
Organism: Dacryopinax primogenitus
Lineage: Eukaryota; Fungi; Basidiomycota; Dacrymycetes; Dacrymycetales; Dacrymycetaceae
Exons: 2
Coding region: 1-468 (155 amino acids)
Biological process (GO): proteasome assembly
Source: RefSeq, a predicted model, not a curated record